Messenger RNA from Aaosphaeria arxii CBS 175.79, 1155 nucleotides. RefSeq names its product malonyl-CoA-acyl carrier protein-like protein transacylase. Gene Ontology annotation, biological process: fatty acid biosynthetic process. Gene Ontology annotation, cellular component: mitochondrion. NCBI's taxonomy places the organism in Eukaryota, Fungi, Ascomycota, Dothideomycetes, Pleosporales. The record is from RefSeq and is a predicted model, not a curated record. Gene Ontology annotation, molecular function: [acyl-carrier-protein] S-malonyltransferase activity. The coding region runs from base 1 to 1155 and encodes 384 amino acids. The transcript is spliced from 2 exons.
AUGUUGGAUCAUGGUAGGAGACGGUGGAUGAGCAGCACGAACACGCCACCACUGAAGCGGCCAAAGACUGCCAUAUUCUUCCCAGGCCAAGGCGUACAGAGAGUGGGCAUGGCGACUCCAUGGCUGGAAGCCUUCCCUCGAACCGUGAAGCCUAUCCUCGAAGAGAUCGACCACACUCUCCAAGUGCCCCUCUCCCGCAUCAUCGAGUCCGGAACGAACGCGCAACUGACGCAGACCGAGAACGCACAGCCCGCCAUAAUGGCCACGUCGAUCCUGAUCCUGCGCGUCAUGGAGGAGGAGUUCGGCUUCAAGACUUCGGACAGGGUGGACAUAACGCUGGGCCACUCGUUGGGCGAGUUCGCCGCGCUCGUGGCGGGAGGAUACCUCAGAUUCGCCGAUUCACUGAAGAUGGUGCGCAGGCGGGCCGAGGUCAUGUCGCGCUGCUCUCGCGAGGCGGUAUCCCUCGAGGGCGGCGAGUUCGGCAUGAUUGCCCUUGUCUGCGAGUCCGAGGGCCACAUGAAGUCGCUUGUCGCGGACAUCCGCAAGUUCCUCGACCUCUCGUCUGACGGCAGCAAGUCCGAUUCUUCCAACGACAUCCCCGCCGUUCAGCAGGUCCUCAUCGCGAACAUCAACAGCAAGAACCAGAUCGUGCUGAGCGGGAGCAUAGAGAGGAUCAGCACCCUGUUGACGAAUCUGAGACAGUUCGGCGGUCACGAUCCCAGGCAUGUGAGGCUGAAGAGCGAUAGCCCGUUCCAUUCGCCACUCAUGAGGCCCGCGCAGGAUAUGAUGAAGAGGUACCUGUAUACUGAGUGGCCCGAUGGUGACGAUAUUAUCACCUGGCCGGGGUUGAUGCCAUGCGUGUCGAACGUCACGGGGAGGCCGUUCAAGAGUAGGGAUCAAUUGAAGGAUUUGCUUGCCAGGGCUUGUGUGGAGACGGUGCAAUGGUGGAGGUCAGUCAAGUACCUACACGAGGAAGAAAAGGUCAAGAGGUACGUGGGGAUCGGGCCUGGCAAAGUUGGCAGGAACCUUGUUGGAAAGGAGGUGGGCAUGAAGGGUGCCGUCAAAGGUGGCGGCGUCUGGGGCAUCACGAACCCCAACGAGAUGGAGGAGGUCAUAAAGGCACUCGACGAGACUGAAAACUGUCCCGACGAGUAG